GGACGCAAGGGGAAGCGCCUCUGGCUCCUAGGCUCCCCGGCCACCCCCUGCGCGCACCACACCCCCUCGGCCGCGAGCCAUCCCAGUCCCCGAGGGCUGAGGCGCUGGCGGGGCCGGGAAGUGAGUUCCCCUGCGGUGGUGCGAUAACACCAGAGAGUGACAGCCGCAGUCGGAUCUGUCGUGUGCCAUGGCCGUGGCCUCCGAAGGGACCUCAGCGCUGGCAGUGGAGGCGCCGCCGCCGCAUCCCGAAUCGCACACUUUGGAGCCCAGCUCGGACAGCAGAGCCGGUCGCCUCUCAUUCUGUACGAAGUUGUGCUAUGGCAUUGGCGGGAUCCCCAACCAGGUGGCCUCCAGUGCCACAGCCUUCUACCUGCAGGUCUUCCUGCUUGAUGUGGCACAGAUCCCUGCUGCCCAGGCAUCAUUUGUCCUGUUUGGAGGGAAGGUGUCUGGGGCAGCUGCUGACCCUGUGGCUGGGUUCUUCAUCAACAGAAGCAGAAGGACAGGGUCUGGACGACUCAUGCCCUGGUUGCUGGGAUGCUCACCCUUCAUCGCUGUAGCCUACUUCUUCCUAUGGUUCCUGCACCCCUUCACCAGGCUUCGGGGAGUCUGGUACAUGACCUUCUACUGCCUGUUCCAGGCCCUGGCCACGUUCUUCCAGGUGCCCUACACGGCGCUCACCAUGCUCCUGACCUCCAACCCGAGGGAGCGGGACUCGGCCACCGCGUACCGGAUAACCAUGGAAAUGGCGGGGACCCUGAUGGGAGCCACCGUCCACGGACUCAUCGUGUCUGGCGCCCAUGAGCCCCACAGGUGCGAAGACGCCAGGCUCCCCUUGCCGGACGGCGUCUCCCCCGACGCGAUACAUCUCUACUCCAUUGCAGCUGCCGUGGUUGCUGUGACUUACCCGGUGUGCACUGGCCUACUCUGCCUGGGGGUGAAGGAGCGGCCGGACCGCUCAGCCCCAGCCUCAGGCCAAGGCCUGAGCUUCCUGGCUGGGCUGGGCCUCACUGUCCGGCACCCGCCCUACCUGAAGUUGGUGGUCUCCUUCCUGUUCAUCUCAGCUGCUGUCCAGGUGGAGCAGAGCUAUCUGGUCCUGUUCUGUACGCACGCCUCCCGGCUACAUGACCAUGUCCCGAGGCUGGUGCUAACCAUCUUGGUAUCAGCUGUGCUGAGCACCCCACUGUGGGAGUGGGUUCUACAUCGAUUUGGGAAGAAGACCUCGGCCUUUGGGAUCUGUGUGAUGGUGCCUUUUGCAAUCUUGUUGGCUGCCGUGCCCAUAGCACCUGUGGCCUACAUCGUGGCCUUUGUGUCUGGCGUGAGCAUUGCUGUGUCCUUGCUGCUACCCUGGUCCAUGCUGCCAGAUGUGGUAGAUGACUUCCAGUUGCAGCAUCAGCAUGGCCCAGGCCUGGAGACCAUCUUCUACUCUUCCUAUGUCUUCUUCACCAAGCUUUCAGGCGCAGGUGCUCUGGGCAUCUCCACACUCAGUCUGGAGUUUGUGGGGUAUAAGGCUGGAGCCUGUGAGCAGGCAGAGGAGGUGGUGGUGACCCUCAAGGUCCUCAUUGGAGCCGUGCCCACCUGCAUGAUCCUCACUGGUCUGUGCAUCCUCCUGGUCAGCCCCACUCUGAAGGUGCCAAGCCAGGAUCCCUCCCGCCAGCUAAGCCUUCGGAGGAGGACCAGCUACAGCCUUGCUUAAAGUCUGAGACUUCUGUGAGCUGGAAGAGCAAAAGCCAGCAGCAUCUUCUGGGCCUGAAGUCUCCCUUUCUUCCUAGCCCUUUAGCACCCCUACCUAGCAGUGUAGCACACAACUUGUCUUUCCUCUGGGAUAUGGGGAUGUCUCCGGCUGCUGGGAUUGGCCUGGGCUCUAGGACCUCUCCCUGACAACUUCUUGCCUGUUGACCACAGACCAUGCCAGACAGGCCCAUGCCCCUGACUACCCCAGCUCCAGGCAACCCUUGACCCUGGACUGCAGACUCCCUAUGGGGAGCACCAGGCCCUACAACCUGCUUAGAUGGCAAAGCUCGCCUGACAGAUGGCAGGUGUACAGACCUACUGGCCCUCCCAAGGUUCCAGUAGACAUCUGCUAAAGACACAAAAAGAGACUGACGGACAGCACAUGAAUGGACAGAGUGGGGACAGAUGAUGGCAUGCUGGGGUGUACAGUAAGAGAAACAUAGGUACAGUGAGACCAAGAGGCCCGGAGAGACAGCAGUGGGGAUGACAGAGCAGGGCACUGGAGGUAUUUCUUGGGUCUUUCCUAUUUUGCAUAUAAGUUGAGGACACUUUCUGUAAGUGGACAGAUACUGAUAUGGACCACCAAAGGUCAUUUUUUUUCUUUCCACCGAGGUUUAUUUUUACAAAAGUAAAUUAAAGGGCUUAUCGCCUAUAAAUCCCUGUAAUACUUAAAUCACCUGGUGUGUCUACCUAUCUAUCUAUAUAUAUG
Molecule: messenger RNA, 2440 nt
Organism: Trichechus manatus latirostris (Florida manatee)
Lineage: Eukaryota; Metazoa; Chordata; Mammalia; Sirenia; Trichechidae
Gene: MFSD2B
Product: MFSD2 lysolipid transporter B, sphingolipid
Exons: 14
Coding region: 188-1693 (501 amino acids)
Biological process (GO): carbohydrate transport
Cellular component (GO): plasma membrane
Molecular function (GO): sphingolipid intramembrane carrier activity; symporter activity
Source: RefSeq, a predicted model, not a curated record